AUGCCGCCGACGCCUGGCCCCGACGCGGCGUCGACGCCUUCGCCGCCUCCUCACCCGCGGCGGCACCCGUGGAAGCUGCCGCCGUGGCUCGACCACUUCAACGCCCGCGACCUCAAGAUGCUGCUGCGUUGCUGGACCGCCGCCUGGGUCGCCAUGAUGCUCGUCUUCGUCGGCCCGGCCUUCGAUGCCCUCGGCGUCGCCACCUUCUUCGCCUCGCUGCUCCUCUUCAUCGUCCCGCCCGCGACGAUCCUCUUCGUCUACCUCCUCGCCGCCUUCUCCCUCAUGCUCGGCAUGUGUCUCGCCUGGGCCUGGGGCCUGCUGGCCAUGAAGGCCGCCCUCGCCGCCCGGCCCGAUGCCGAGACGGCCGCCGCCUUCCACGCCCUCCAGCAGCAGGCCGUCCUGCGGGCCAACCAGACGGGUCAGGCCGUCGCCUGGGAGGCCGUCCUCCUCACCGACGACGGCUUCAUGCUCGACGCCCGCGUCACCGCCGUCUACUUCGUCAUGUGCUGCCUCUUCAUCUACGCCCUCGCCCGGCUGCGCUGCGCCAACGCCAAGCUCGUCCUGCUGCAGCUCUUCGGCACCAUCGCCAUCGACCUCUUCCUCCUCUACGGCCCCGUCCUGCCCACCUUCACCCCGAGGCUGCCCGUCGUGCUCGUCAAGCCGGCGGCCGUCGGCGUCGGCCUCGGCAUCGCCUGCUGCGUCCUCUUCUUCCCGCAGUCGUCCUCGUACGUCGUCCUCGGCCAGAUGGAGCAGCUCCUCCGCCUCGGCGACGCCGCUCUCGACCUCACCCGUGCCGGCCUCGACAAGGAGCCGCUCCGCCUCGCCGAUCUGAAGGCCGCCAAGAGUCGCAUGAUCGGCGUCUCCAAGGCCAUUGAGCCCAUACUCGCCUUCCUGCCCCUCGACUUCUCGCGCGGUCGGUGGAACGCCGACGACGUCAAGUCUCUGCAGCCGCCCAUCCGAGAGGCCAUGCUCGCGAGCUUGUCGCUGCUCGACCUGCAAGCCGCGAGCGUCAAGGCGGCCGAAAAGGGGGAGAAGCUGGCGCUGUGGGAGGCGCCUCGAGAUGCAGGUGCCGAAGUCGACAUCCGCGCCGCCGGCCAACGUCAGUUGGUCGAAACGUCGGACCUCUGGAACGCCCUCAAGAGUCCCGAGCACGGCGCGAUGCGCGAUCGUGCCCUCGAGGCCCUCAGGGACACUACCGGCGACAUCCUCCAAGCCUGCUCGCGGUCCAACGAGCUCGCCGCGAGGUGCAUCAACACCGUCAAUACGCGCCGCUGGAUCCGUCGCCCGUCGCAGCGCGAGUUUGACGAGCUCGCCGACGAGCUCGAGGACCUGCUGGCCACCCUACGCGCCGCGCGGGUGACGUGCGUCGCCGACGCCACCGAGGCCGUCCUCGACAGUCACGCCGACCUCUUCGACGACGACGGCCAGCUGAAGCACCCCGAAAAGCUGGACGGGCCACUCUCGCUGCACGGCAUCGUCAUCUCCAUGGUCGUCGAGGAGCGCAUCCUGGGUGCCGCCCUCGCCGCCGAGAGGCUCCUGGAGCAGAUACUGCGCCUCGUCCGGGCGCGCACGACGCAUCGCCUCUGGCUCCCUUCCCGGCUGCAGUACGCCGUCUCUUGGCUGUUCGACGGGCAUCUCACCGUGCCCAUCUCGUCGACGGAUGACGUCAAGGACCCCGACGCCCUCGCGGACGACGAGUCGCUCGAGGAGCAGGCCGAGGAGCUCCAUCGCCGUCUGCGCCUCAGCCGGGGCCGCGUGCGUCCUCCCCGGCACGCGAGUUGGCUCAGCCGCGCCUUGGUCGGCACCUUUCGCUGGCUCUUCAACCCGGCCGGCCUGUACGCCCUCCGCAUGGUGGUGGUGACGGUCGUCACCGCCAUCCCCGCCGUCAUCCCCCACUCGGCCGGCUUCUUCUACCGCGAAAAGGGCAUCUGGGGCGUCAUCACGGCCCAGACCUGCCUGCUCGUCUACAUGGCCGACUUCACCUUUUCCCUUGUCUCGCGCGGCCUCGGCACCGUCCUCGGCGGCGUCAUGGGCAUGGUCGCCUGGUACGUCGGAUCCGGCUCCGGCAUCGGGAACCCGUACGGCAUGGGCGCCAGCACCGCCGUCGUGACUGUCAUCCUCAUGUGGUGGCGCAUCUUCCUGCCGCCGGCCUACAUGCAGGCGAGCGCCAUGACGGGCGCGACCUUUGCCCUCGUCGUCGGCUUCAGCUGGGACCAGAACCACAUCCGGCAGGACGGGCUGCCCGGCCUCGGCUACGAGGCCUUCUGGAAGCGCGUCGUGACCGUCCUGCUGGGCUUCGUCGCCGCCGCCGUCGUCCAGCUGUUCCCGAAGCCCCCCUCGGCGACGAAGCACGUCCGCCGGACGCUGGCGAGAACGGUGCGGACGCUGUCGGACCACUACGCCCUGCUGCUGUCGCACUGGGGCCACGCCGACCGGGCGAGCCCCCUGGGCGCCGCGGCCGAGCAGCUCUCGCUUCAGGUGGCGGAGACGCUGCUCUCGCUCGAUGAGACCAUCGCGCUGCUCCGCUUCGAGCUCAGCUUCGGACCCUUUGACCAAAAGGUGCUGCGGGAGACGCAGGAGCAGUGCCAGCACAUGAACCAAUCCCUCGGCCGCCUGCUCGACCUCGCGACGUCGCUGCCCAGGGACCUGCAGGACCGGCUCGUCGAGAGGGUGGGCAUCCUCGACGACGGCGUCAUCGGCGACGUCAUGGCCGUGCUCGGCCUCAUCGAGCAGGCGCUGAGGACGGCAUCGCCUCUGCCGGAGCGGCUGCCGACGCCGCUCGUGCGUCGGUUCUACGACUCGUGGCACCAGCAGCAUCGCGGCGCCAUGCUGAGCCGGUCGCUGGUGCGGGACGAGAACUAUCGCCGGUACUGCGUCGCCGCCUCGGCCUAUCUCAAGUUUCUGUCGACGAUUGACGACCUCGUGCUGCAGCUCAAGGCGGUGCUGGGUGAGUGCCACGUCAUCCAUCAAUGGGACAGGGAAGAAGCAUGA
Messenger RNA from Drechmeria coniospora, 2991 nucleotides. RefSeq lists its product as uncharacterized. NCBI's taxonomy places the organism in Eukaryota, Fungi, Ascomycota, Sordariomycetes, Hypocreales, Ophiocordycipitaceae. The record is from RefSeq and is a predicted model, not a curated record. The transcript has a single exon. Bases 1 to 2991 code for a protein of 996 amino acids.